AUGGAAGAAAGAGACGAUGAUGAAGGGUCUGCUACCAACGUACUAACAAGGAAUUUGAGGUUUCACAUGACUUUCAGGAAGCAGAAAAGCAGUUGGAAUUGGAGUCCAAAUGUGGUGCGCACAUCACCUUUGUUGCGGAUGGUUUCAUUGCAAGAUGAGCAGGUACCUAUAUCACACAACAUUUACUUGAAGGAGUUAUCGAUGCUUGUGUAUGUCUCAGUGGCUUUUCUUAUUGUUCACAUUGUUAAGGGGACGCACACUAUUGCUUUGAAUUUUGUUACUGAAUGA
This is a messenger RNA of Prunus armeniaca (apricot), 288 nucleotides long. The record is from the annotation of a GenBank genome assembly. NCBI's taxonomy places the organism in Eukaryota, Viridiplantae, Streptophyta, Magnoliopsida, Rosales, Rosaceae.